AUGGCUCCCCUAAACAAGCGAUUCUUCUGUUCACUUCUUUCUCUUUCGAUCUUAAUAUCCUUGCAGUCUUCCUAUGCGCAGCUUCUCUUUCAGACCUUCAACUGGGAAUCGUCUAAGAACAGCCAAGGGUGGUACAAUGUCGUGAAGAAGUUGGUGCCUCAGAUAGCGGAGGCUGGGGUCACUCAUGUCUGGCUCCCUCCACCCUCGCAGUCGGUUUCUCCUGAAGGCUACCUGCCUGGAAGGUUAUACGACCUGAAUGCCUCAAAAUACGGGUCGGAGUCCGAACUAAGAGAACUGAUAAGCGAGUUCCAUGCAUCGAACAUCAAGUGCCUUGCGGAUGUGGUGAUGAACCACCGGACGGCAGCCAAGAAGGACGGGCGAGGGAUUUGGUGCAUCUUCGAUGGAGGGAAGGGCGACGGCAGCCUCGAUUGGGGUCCCUGGUCCAUCUGCAAGGACGACAGAGAGUAUUCCGACGGUUCCGGCAACAAUGACAGCGGAGACGGCUACCCUCCGGCACCGGACUUGGACCACCUUAACCAUCGAGUGCAGGCCGAGAUGACGGAGUGGCUCAACUGGCUCAAGACAGACAUCGGCUUCGACGGCUGGCGUCUCGACUUUGCCAGAGGCUACUCACCGGACGUGACCAGGGGCUACAUUGAGCGCGGGGAGCCCCAGUUCGUGGUGGGCGAGGUCUGGACCUCGUUGGGCCAGGACCCUGUUCAGGGCCCAGAGCAACACCGGCAAGAGCUCGACAGGUGGGUGAACGGCGCCGGCGGGGUCGCGACGGCGUUUGACUUCACCACCAAAGGGGUGCUGCAGAUUGCUGUCAACAAUGAGCUGUGGAGGUUGAAGGAUCCUCAGGGAAGGCCCUCCGGGCUGAUCGGAAUAGCACCGCAGAAGGCUGUGACGUUUAUAGACAACCAUGACACAGGAUCCACUCAGAAAAGUUGGCCCUUCCCGUCGGACAAGGUUAUGCAGGGAUAUGCUUACAUUCUCACACAUCCUGGGAUACCAUCCAUUUUUUAUGAUCACUACUUUGACUGGGGGAUGGCGGAAGAGAUCAAGAGGCUGACGAAGAUCAGGGCUGAGAACGGGAUUGAGCCGGGAAGCUCAUGUGAGAUACUGGCUGCCGAUGCAGAUCUUUAUGUAGCUAAGAUUGAAGGGAAGGUCAUCACAAAGAUCGGGUCGAGGUACAACAUGGGGGGCUUGAUACCACCUGGGUUCCAGUUGGCCGCUUCUGGCAAUGGUUAUGCCGUCUGGCAGAUGAACCGUUAA
Molecule: messenger RNA, 1275 nt
Organism: Nymphaea colorata (pocket water lily)
Lineage: Eukaryota; Viridiplantae; Streptophyta; Magnoliopsida; Nymphaeales; Nymphaeaceae
Product: alpha-amylase-like
Exons: 4
Coding region: 1-1275 (424 amino acids)
Biological process (GO): carbohydrate metabolic process
Molecular function (GO): alpha-amylase activity; calcium ion binding
Source: RefSeq, a predicted model, not a curated record